UUUUUUGCCAAAGAGAAUGUGAUAAAAGUGUAAGUAAAAACAAAGAAACUUUUCCCUUCGGAUAGACACAUUCACAGAAGGAGGGUGUCAAAAAAUCAUUGCAAAAGUAAUGCCAUAACUUUUACCACAAAAAUUUGUGCAUGAAAAUGUUUAUAGGGCAGCGGCCCCUCGACCCUGUGCCCGUCACCAUAAUGAAGGUCCCUCGGUCAUUUCCCUCCUGUAGGGUUUUACGUCAACAGCCAGCGAUGUGCCACUCGCACAGACUUACUCGACGAAAGGUGACCCUUUGAGAAGCAACUAAUUACAAUGCGAAUCCGUAGAGCAUCAUGAGGGGCUUGCGCCCGAUCGCCCCCCAGACUCUCCCUAAGGCAAAGCCUAUAUUCGUCUCGCAUAGAGCACCACGUCGGCAGAGUGGUCGCCGAAAAGUGCAACCAUGGCGGAAUUUAGACGCGACUGGACGCCUCGGCCACGCAGUCGCAGCGGCACUAACAGACGGAGCGGUCGAGCGGUCACACACCUUCAGCUCAGCAUCUUCACGGGAGAAAGAUAAAGCCAGGGGAAAGAAACACGGGGCGUUUGUACUAUUUCUAUAACAUAUGGGACGCAUUCAAUGUGAAGUUUGCCUCACGGAGGUCGACACCCGCAGUCUAACCGUCCACAUGAGAACGCACACUGGUGAACGGCCUUUCGGGUGUACAGUGUGCAACAAGAGCUUUUUGCAAAGUGGGCAUCUGCGAGUCCAUCUGCGAACCCACACCAAAGAAAGCCGUUUCAAGUGUACAGUGUGCAACAAGAAGUUUUCGCUGGAAGCGAAUCUUGAGGUACAUAUGAGAGCCCACACGCGAGAAAAGCCCUUCGAAUGCACUGUGUGCAACAAGAAAUUUUCGCAAACGGGGAAUCUGCGAGUUCAUUUAAGAAUACAUACGCAAGAAAGGCCUUACGAAUGUACAGUGUGCAACAAAACAUUUUCACAGAGUGGAAAUUUAAAUGUACAUAUCCGAACCCACACACGAGAAAGGUCCUUUAAAUGUACUGUGUGCAAAGAGACGUUUUUGCAAAGUGGGCAUCUACGAGGACACCUACGAACGCAUACGCUAGAAAGACCUUUCAAGUGUAUAAUUUGCAGCAAAGAAUUUUCGACAGAGGGGAAAAUGGGCGUUCAUAUGCGAACCCACACAGGAGAAAGGCCCUACAAGUGCACUGUGUGCGACAAGACAUUUUCGCAAAGUGGGCACCUGCGUGCACACCUGCGCACCCAUACCGGAGGGACUUUCAAAUGUACUGUUUGCAGCAAUUCGUUUCCACGAAGAAGUAAAUUGCUUGCACAUCUACGAGAUCACAUACAACAAAUGCUUUCCAAUUCUAAUGUGUGCAGUGAGAAUUUUUCGCAAAGUGACCAUGAGCGUAGACGUCUGCUAACCCACACCAAAGAAAGAUUAUUGUAUAGGUGUACUGAGUGCAACGCAAAAUAUCCGCAGAGCGAAAAACUGCUUGAACAUCUCCAAACCCACUUAGCUUAGUGCAUAGGUUUGUAUGUAAUCUAUAGUAAAUAGGCAAGUUUUCAGCAGGGUAUCGAAACUGUGCAAUUUUUGUGUUUAUUACUGAUUAAACUUAUGUAAAAUAAAUUAUAUUUCUGAAAA
Frankliniella occidentalis (western flower thrips) is the source of this 1640-nucleotide messenger RNA. RefSeq names its product zinc finger protein 239-like. The transcript is spliced from 2 exons. The record is from RefSeq and is a predicted model, not a curated record. The coding region runs from base 597 to 1520 and encodes 307 amino acids. Gene Ontology annotation, molecular function: DNA-binding transcription factor activity, RNA polymerase II-specific; RNA polymerase II transcription regulatory region sequence-specific DNA binding. Gene Ontology annotation, biological process: regulation of transcription by RNA polymerase II. NCBI's taxonomy places the organism in Eukaryota, Metazoa, Arthropoda, Insecta, Thysanoptera, Thripidae. Gene Ontology annotation, cellular component: nucleus.